Komagataella phaffii GS115 is the source of this 1248-nucleotide messenger RNA. Its product is annotated as Acetylated, cis-golgi localized protein involved in ER to Golgi transport. NCBI's taxonomy places the organism in Eukaryota, Fungi, Ascomycota, Pichiomycetes, Pichiales, Pichiaceae. The transcript has a single exon. Gene Ontology annotation, biological process: Golgi organization. The record is from RefSeq and is a predicted model, not a curated record. Gene Ontology annotation, cellular component: Golgi apparatus. The coding region runs from base 1 to 1248 and encodes 415 amino acids. Gene Ontology annotation, molecular function: protein binding.
AUGUUCAGUCUUGCUAAACGACUAUUUACUUCAUCAUUAGCGACAGAUCAUUAUUUCAGUUUGGCCGGAAAUAUCAAUGAAGGGCUGCGUAUACUGAAUGUCGAAAAUGAAAGUAUUGGAUACCAAAUGGGAUUUGAGUCAUGGUUUGACUACAUUCUGUCACUAAAUGGGUUUGAAGUCAGGCAACUAGCUAAUAAAGACUUUUCAAAAUUUGUAGAAAUGGUAGUUGCAAAUAUUGACAACGGAAGAGAUCUUGUGUUUACAGUUUGGAGUGCCAAAGGAGGUACAAUUCGACAAAUUUCUGUUCCCUUUACAACGUACUCCAAUAAUGAUGCAGAUGAAACAGAAAGUCUUGAAGAAAUCAAAUUGGAUGACAACUCAAAUGUAGCAAGAUUUUCAAAAUACAAAAAAUUAGGAAUUAGUGUUCAACUGACUUCAUUAGAAACUGCAACUUAUGUUUGGCAUGUACUAGACACAUUGCCUAACAGUCCUGGACAUUCCGCUAAUUUGCUACCUGGUAGUGAUUAUAUCAUAGGUGCCCAGGAUGGGCUGUUAGCCAUGGGCGGAGAAGAGCUUUUGGGACAGACUCUUUACUCUGUUUACUCCACCAAUCGUGAGAAUGCCACCCUUGUAUUAUACGUCUACAACCAAAUACACAAUGUGGUAAGACCGGUCACUAUAUAUCCUAAUCGCAACUGGGGCGGCAUUGGAUUGCUCGGUUGCGACGUAGGAUAUGGUUUCCUGCAUCGAAUACCAGAGGUUAAAUCUGAAGCUCAAAAUCAAAUUGCUGCUACAGGACCGAUUAAACAAUCAUUUACUCUGAGUUCUAAUAAUUCUGCUGAGACGGAAUUGAGCCAACUCACAAAAAGAGAAUUGACUUCUUUGGACGGCAAGGCUGUUUCCUCUGAAAGUUCGGACACUAUCACAGAUUCACAACUUCAUCAAUUUUCAGAUGAUCUUACUGAUAAUUUAAAAAAUCAACUCAAGAUAGAUGAGUCCAGUAAACAUGAAGACAUUCCCAUGCCUCCGUCAAUAGCGAAAGUAUCUACAAAAAUACAGCUUGAUUGCCCCAUAUCAAAUGAUUCAAAUCCUUUGAUAGCUACCCCUUACCAUGCCCGUAAGAAGAGACACAGACACAAAGUUGACUUGGCUGAACACAUCGAUGAACAAAAGGAAAGUCUAAAAGAAGGACCAUAUAAUAAUAACGUCCUUAUACCCGCCUCACCACGCAUACUAAAUCGGGGUUAA